This is a messenger RNA of Brenthis ino (lesser marbled fritillary), 405 nucleotides long. Lineage: Eukaryota; Metazoa; Arthropoda; Insecta; Lepidoptera; Nymphalidae. The record is from the annotation of a GenBank genome assembly.
AUGUCCCGGCACAAGCUGCAGCAGGAUCAUCAGGACCUACUACCGAGAUAUAGCAUGCAAGCGAUCCGUUACAGUACGAGACGGGUCGGAGCUAAGGCGGAGGCCAUCCAACCAGAUAGCCUGCAACACCCGAGCCCCGUCGUCUGCCUGUCCCAUGAUGCUCGCAAGCUCGCCCACGUAUCCGUUGGGUUACGUUUUGCCGAAUACACUGGGUGGGGCUAUUCCCAAGUGCUGCCUUGUAGCCUGAAUCUAGGACCAAAGAGGGCGUGUUGCCUCCCACAGGUAACUAUCCCGACCCGUGUUUGGCUCAACCCUCCAGGACUCCUUUCUCCCUGCCUUCGGCUCUCGCUGCACACGGCAUGUGCAGGAGUGUACCCUAGACUGACAUACGGGGUCAAUGCAGUC